UGACUGCUACUGAGCUAAGUUAGCCAGUUUCCUUCAUUUUGGUAUUUGGUAUUUAAUGAUUAAAAAAUGAGCCUAGAAUCUCUUUUCGAGCAAAUUUUAUUGACAGAGCAGCAGGUGUCGGAAAAUAUCAAGCAGCUUCAUGAAGUUAAAGCUGCCAUCAAGAGUGUACAGGACAAAAUAAACUCCUCGUGUGAAAAACUGGAGAAAGCACAUCACGAACUGGACGAUAAGGCUCAGCUCCUGUCUGAAAACAAACUGGAGCUUGUUUUGAUGACAAAGCGACGAGAUCAACUGGAAAGGAAGAGAGAGGAAGUCCUGGAACUGCAGAGAGACCUCAAAGAAACCCUGGACAGACUGAAAAGAGAAUUUUGUAAAGAAAGAGAGAAAUUCCUGAAGGAGAUGAUAACUUUCAACAAUAAAUUCAACCUAAUCAGCAACAGAAAUGCUGUUUUUCACACCCAAACCCGCUCUAAGAUCCAGAGUCUGGAGUUGGAAUCUAAAACUCUACACAGAGAGAUGGACUUGCUGAAGCAAAAGAACACUUUGCUGAGUUCCAUGGAGGCAGAGAAGAGAUCACUAGAAGCUGAGCUCCAGGAUAUAAAAUCACAGCUUACAGAUAUAGAGAGAGAUCUGAAGGAAGCAGUGGCUUUGACAGAGAUUUUGAAGACAGAGAGGCUCACAGUCCGUCAGAAACCUUUGACGGACAGCACCUGUAUCAGACUCAAGAAAGAGCUGGAGUUAUAUAAAGAAGAAGAGCUUGAGCUUCUGCGAGAGACCCUCAGCUCUGAGAUUCAAUCCCUGCGACUGAAGUUAUCACAGAAGGGCAUUUUGUGUUGAGGCUGAGGGCUUCAGUCAGACUUCAACGUAUGCUUGAAAAACCCGGUUUUGUAGGCUUAUAUCUGUCAUUUUGAUUGUCGUUUUUAUAGUGACCGUUUUGUUUUGCCUGGGAAUGAUUUAAUUUUGUUGGACACAGACUUCAUAUACAGUGUAACCAACAUUGUAACAACUUUAUGAUGUGAUCUGUAGUUUUGAUCUUGCUUAUUUGUACUGUUAGAAAAGCUUAAAUAAAUCUAAUGUUUUGAA
This is a messenger RNA of Rhinichthys klamathensis goyatoka, 1083 nucleotides long. RefSeq names its product coiled-coil domain containing 172 (gene ccdc172). The record is from RefSeq and is a predicted model, not a curated record. NCBI's taxonomy places the organism in Eukaryota, Metazoa, Chordata, Actinopteri, Cypriniformes, Leuciscidae. Bases 67 to 837 code for a protein of 256 amino acids. Gene Ontology annotation, cellular component: cytoplasm. The transcript is spliced from 8 exons.